This is a messenger RNA of Clupea harengus (Atlantic herring), 4231 nucleotides long. Its product is annotated as shaker-related potassium channel tsha2. The record is from RefSeq and is a predicted model, not a curated record. Gene Ontology annotation, biological process: action potential; protein homooligomerization; potassium ion transmembrane transport. Gene Ontology annotation, molecular function: delayed rectifier potassium channel activity; protein binding. Lineage: Eukaryota; Metazoa; Chordata; Actinopteri; Clupeiformes; Clupeidae. Gene Ontology annotation, cellular component: voltage-gated potassium channel complex; membrane.
GUUAAACAGGAGAGCGUCUCCACACGUCAGCUCGGGGAGGGCAUUGCUGCUUAAAAUGCUGCGAAUGUGACAGCCAAUAGUCCAGACUGCCUGUGAGGGGAAGGUGAUGGUAAGAAACGUGCAUGACCAGUGAGAAAAAUGCUAACAAAAACAACGCGCACGUUAGACUGACACAGAGAGCAGAGGCGCGAAAGGAGACGGACCUCUCGGUUCUACAAGUGCUUGCUCUCGUCCGUUUCCACGGAUUUGAGGACAAAAACGCACGCUUUCAGAGGGGGACUGGGAAGCGACACGAGAAGGGACAGUGGUGCGAGUAGCGUUACCCUUGGGGGGGAAAGAUGACAGUGGUGCCCGGGGAGAACCUGGAUGAGACUGUGGCACUGGCCGCCCUGUCCCAAGAUGUCUACGACCCCGAGAGAGCGGACCAGGAGUGCUGCGAGCGGGUGGUCAUCAACAUCUCCGGGCUGCGCUUCGAGACUCAACUGAAAACACUCGCGCAGUUCCCAACCACCUUACUUGGGGACCCCAGGAAAAGAAUGCGCUUUUUUGAUCCACUGAGAAAUGAAUACUUCUUUGACAGAAAUCGUCCGAGCUUCGAUGCCAUCCUUUAUUUCUACCAGUCUGGUGGCAGACUACGAAGACCUGUCAACGUCCCCUUGGACAUAUUCAUGGAGGAGAUCAAAUUUUACGAAUUGGGAGAGGAUACGAUCGAACAUUUCAAAGAGGACGAGGGGUUCAUCAAGGAAGAAGAACGCCCGCUGCCAGAAGGCGAGUUUCAGCGUCAAGUCUGGCUCCUCUUCGAAUACCCGGAGAGCUCAGGACCAGCUAGGGGUAUAGCAAUAGUUUCAGUUUUGGUCAUUUUGAUAUCCAUUGUCAUAUUUUGUUUAGAGACGUUACCGGAAUUCCGAGAGGAAGGGAAAAUCUUUGAGGAGCAGCUCUCCCUAAAUGGGACUGUGAGCGUAAAGAAACCAAAUCCGUUCACAGACCCCUUCUUUAUUGUGGAGACGCUCUGUAUCAUUUGGUUCUCUUUUGAACUGCUGGUGAGAUUUCUCGCGUGUCCUAGCAAGCCCGCCUUCUUCAAAAAUAUCAUGAACACCAUCGACAUAGUAGCAAUUAUGCCCUACUUUAUUACCUUGGGCUUGGAGCUAGCUGAACACCAAGGGAACGGCCAGCAAGCGAUGUCUCUGGCCAUCCUACGAGUCAUUCGCCUGGUGCGAGUGUUCAGGAUUUUCAAGCUCUCCAGGCACUCCAAAGGUCUCCAAAUCCUUGGGAAGACCCUGCAGGCGAGCAUGCGAGAACUAGGUCUCCUCAUAUUCUUCCUUUUCAUUGGAGUAAUACUGUUUUCGAGCGCAGUGUAUUUCGCGGAGACUGACGAUCCCGAAUCGGGGUUCAGCAGCAUCCCCGAUGCGUUUUGGUGGGCGGUGGUGUCCAUGACCACUGUGGGCUAUGGUGACAUGUGCCCGGUGACCAUCGGUGGCAAAAUUGUGGGGUCUUUGUGUGCCAUUGCUGGUGUACUGACCAUCGCACUACCUGUCCCUGUAAUUGUCUCCAAUUUCAACUAUUUCUACCACAGGGAGACGGAGCAUGAGGAGCAGUUCACGUACACCCAUGUAACAUGUGGUCAGCAGCAGCCCUCGUUUGGCGAAUUCAAAAACAGUGACAGCAAACCUUCACUCUCCAAAUCAGACUACCUGGAGAGUGACGACGCAGAUUCGAUUAAAUACACGAAUUGCAGUCCUCAUAAAGCGUACACGGGAAAGCUAACUGAUGUAUGAUUGUAGAAAUACGCAUCAGUGGUACCCAGUGAGAAACGCGCGUCUCUGUGAGUACAUCCCCAUUCCGCGCUCUGGCUUGAGUAGAUUGACAAGCUGUUAUUUCCGGCAUCAGUAAUGCAAAGGGAAUUAUUUAUUAGGGAAAUCAUAACAGAGGACUCAAACGUGGUGUGUUAAUUGUUCUUUUAUUUCGCAAUGUCUUCCAUUUUAUCAUCUUUGUCAAAUGCGCGAAGUCAGAUUCAAGCUCAAAUUUCUUUCAGCCUCAAAACAACGAGAAGAUAUAACAUUAUCAACAAACCAAGGCCAACCUCGCGUUGUAGCACUUUAUUGAUGUACUCUUAGUAAUGUGUAAUUUAUUAAUGACUUGUGUGUCAAUUUUGGGGAGGAUGUUUACAUUUAAUUUGCCUAUUCGGAGCAGACUGAGACUAGGACCAAAUUCUCUAAUAACGUAAAAUUAGCUUCUAACGAUCAACAGUGCAAUUGUAAGAAAGUACAAGGUCAGGUGAGAGAGUAGAAAUAACAAUUAUUUCCAUCACUUAACCAAUUAUUAUGAAUUGUAUUACGACUGCAACUGUUUUGGGCCACAUCAUUAUAUUAGAUUAACUGAAUUGGAAGCAUCUAUGCCAUUGUCUUUCAUUUUGGAACACGGUGACUGCUGUGUGCCCUUUGGGCAACGCGUAUACCCAUCAAAAUGCAGCUGUCACCAAAACAUGAUCAGCAGUCAACAAGCAAACAUGCAACAGCUACUGUAAUCGUCCUCCAAAUUUAGUUGUUGGCAUUCAGCACUGAUUAAUUCCAUGGACGACAUACAAUCUGUUUGGUUUAGUUAUGGUCUGUAGCCGAGAUAUCAUAUCGUUUACAUAAAUUAUUGGGCGAUGGCUCUACAUUUAUUGACAUCCUAUUGGUGUGACAUUGAGCUGGUCCCAGGUACAAGCAAAUACAUCUAUUUCUAUUAGCUACGACUUGGCAAAAACCCAUGUUUAAAGGAAGAAUGCAUCGGCCUGUAUGCAUAAAAUGCAUGUGAAAGACAGACAGGAAAAAAAAACUUGAUAGAAUGUGCGCCCUGUUUUUUUCUUCAACACGGCGAUAUUUAAAGUCCAAGUGCGCCACCGAAUGGUACAAAGAGGAAAUCGCAAAUGUCGGACACAAAGGUGUUUCUAUAGCAACCUUCCAGACUGUUCUGUAUUCUUUGGCAUCGACAAGACAUUUUGGUGCCUUAAGUUAGGCUAUGUGAAGGAAGGUCUUCAUUGUUGUGCUUGAUUAUUGCUUUCGAUUAUGCUGCUUCACGACACCGACUAAAGAUAAUGUAAACAGGUUCCAUCAAAUUAGAAGACAGUUUUAGUUUUUUGGCAGCUAAAUUGCAUCUGCUCUGCCUCUGUGUUCUAGGCUUGGCAUAGACUACUCAUAGUCCUUGAUCAUCUGCAAUCAUGUACAAUAUUACAGUAUAGGUCUCACUAAAUAAUAAUGAUUUAUUUAGAAUCACAUUAAAUGAAAAAAAAAAAAAACUGACAUGGUACAAAUUACGCUUCCCAUGCGCAAGAGGGCAUUUUGGUUUCCCUGCACCCAGACAUGUGUUUCGGAUGAUGAAACCACAACUGCCAAUACGUGAAAAGGACAACACCUCACCUUCAAUAACAUUGUGAGUUCUGGAAGUGGAAUAAUACUGCCGAAAUGCACUGAGUCGUGAGGAGGGCAAGCCCAGCUUCCACAUGGUUGGAUUAAGAGAGGCAGUACCUGCCAGUGAACAGCGCUGUAAACAGCAACUGCAAGGGAGAGCACUGCACACACACGUCAUGGAACUGAAAGAGAGAAACCGUGCAAAUCCUGAAAUCCUGUUUUUCACCUGUGGUAUUGUGGAUUAUUUUCCCAAACACCACUGAAGAAUAUCCUGCAACACUGUAAGGGGGAUGGAGAUACACUCGAACAACAGCUCUUGCCUUUCCUGUCACCUCUUCACUGCAGGAGUGUACCCUCUCUCUCUCUCUUACACACACACAUGCAGGACUCGGGGAGUGUAAUUUAACCAUCGUCGUACACUCUGUGUGCUGCAAAAACACACACACACAAAAAGGUGAACACUCGGAGGUCUAUGCACACCUCGCUGUCUUAGACUUCGCUCAUGGACUCAUGGACAAAGAGACCUCUCGGAAACUUCUGCCGAGAAGAAGUAGUUCACGAGCUCCGCCGACACCUGAACGAGGCAAGAGCCCGAGCCAAUCAGGACAGAGGUGACUCUCUACACAAGAGACUUUUUUUUUCUAAAUCAUCCGGCGAUAUCCAGGACAGGACAGCACCGCACAGCAGGCGAUGAAGGAGAGAAAAACACAAACAAGCACAGAGAAGGCUUGCAGGGCAGGAACGGAGGUAAUGAGGAUGUUACUUGAAUCACAAUCUCAUCACACACAUACAUUAUAUAUGCCGAUUACGAAACCAUUAAUGCAUUCAUCACUUUGUCUUGG